AUGGAAUCCAAGUUAUCUGAAUCGGGCGCAUAUAAACGGCCCUCAAUAUACAGUGAUACCCAGCAUGCCCCUGUGACAUCUAUCCUUCCGGAUGGCGAUGUGCCAUAUACGGACCAUGAAAUGGACGCGGAUGAGCGGGUGAUCAUGGCCCUGGGCUAUAAGCAGGAGUUCAAGCGAGAGUUCUCCUUGUGGACGACCUUUUGUGUCAGUUUUGCGGUACUCGGACUACUUCCAUCAUUCGCAAGUACUUUGUAUUAUGGUAUGGGAUAUGCAGGGACGGCAGGUAUGGUCUGGGGUUGGAUCAUCGCGAUGAUUUUCAUUCAAUGUAUUGCUAUGUCCAUGGCGGAGCUAUGCUCAGCCAUGCCUACAAGUGGUGGACUCUAUUAUGCUGCAGCUGUUCUCGCACCUCCUGGCUGGGGUCCCUUGGCUGCCUGGAUCACAGGAUGGUCUAACUGGAUUGGACAAAUUACCGCAGCUCCGUCAGUCAACUAUGCGCUGUCCGCAAUGAUCUUGGCUGCUGCAUCGAUCACCAACCCAGAUUACGUCCCAACAAAUUGGCAGAUCUAUCUUCUGACCGUCCUUAUCAUGAUUAUUCACACCGUGAUCAGCAGUCUGCCCACAAAACGAGUGGCACAGUUCAACUCCUGGGGCUCGACAUUCAACAUCCUUGCACUCAUCGCCACGCUAAUCGUCAUUCCCGCAACUACCAAGAACAGCCCAAAAUUUACGCCUUCUCACGAAGUCUGGAGCACUAUCACAAACCAAACCGAUUUCCCUGACGGUAUCGCUGUCCUCAUGACUUUCGUCGGUGUAAUCUGGACCAUGUCCGGCUAUGACUCGCCCUUCCAUCUGAGCGAGGAGUGUUCCAACGCCAAUAUCGCCUCGCCACGCGCCAUCGUCAUGACAUCUGGUGUCGGUGGUGUGAUGGGCUGGUUCCUACAACUAGUGGUUGCAUACACUGUGACGGAUAUUGACGCCGUCAUCAGCUCAGAUCUGGGCCAGCCGUGGGCUUCAUAUCUGCUCCAGGUUUUACCCCAACGGGCAGCAUUGGGUAUUCUCGGUCUGACGAUAGUUUGUGGAUUUUCUAUGGGCCAAGGAUGCAUGGUCGCCGCUUCGCGGGUGACAUAUGCCUACGCUCGUGAUGAUUGUUUCCCGUUGUCGAAGUACUGGAAGAUGGUGAACAAAACCACUCAGACUCCAGUCAACGCUGUAGUCCUUAACACGGUGCUGGGGUGUCUAAUGUGUCUCUUGGUUCUUGCUGGAACUACCGCUAUCGGUGCCCUUUUCUCCAUUGGUGCCAUCGCCCAAUUUGUCGCCUUCAUCAUUCCUAUCUUCAUCCGUGUGUUCUUUGUGGGAAACCGCUUUCGCAAGGGACCAUGGAACCUCGGCCGCUGGGGGCCUCUGAUCGGUGGGAUUGGGUGUUCAUUUGUUGCUUUGAUGGUUCCCAUCUUGUGUUUGCCCAGCGUCACAAAAGCAGAUCUAACCCCGGAUCUCAUGAACUGGACCUGUCUUGUCUAUGGUGGGCCCAUGCUGGCCGUUAUGAUCUGGUGGUUUGUUGAUGCCCACCGCUGGUUCACGGGUCCCAAGGUCAAUGUGGAGCAUGCUAUCCAUGAUGUACAUGGUGAGCCUGAGGUCAGUGAAGGUGUGGAGCCUGAAUACGAAGAAACCCAGGCGACGAAGACGACCAAGUCUGAUGAAACUUUGCCGAAGUAG
Penicillium odoratum is the source of this 1713-nucleotide messenger RNA. RefSeq names its product amino acid permease. The transcript is spliced from 3 exons. Gene Ontology annotation, biological process: transmembrane transport. The record is from RefSeq and is a predicted model, not a curated record. Gene Ontology annotation, molecular function: transmembrane transporter activity. Gene Ontology annotation, cellular component: membrane. The coding region runs from base 1 to 1713 and encodes 570 amino acids. NCBI's taxonomy places the organism in Eukaryota, Fungi, Ascomycota, Eurotiomycetes, Eurotiales, Aspergillaceae.